AUGUCCAUCGAAAAUCUCAAGGUUAAUGAUCCUUUCGCCGACGACGUUGGUGAUACCCAGCCAAAGAAUUACGUCCAUAUUCGUAUCCAACAGCGCAACGGUCGUAAGACGUUGACGACUGUCCAGGGGUUAUCUAAGGAUUACAGCCCGAAAGCUCUUCUCAAGGCUUUCAAGAAGGAAUACGCCUGCAAUGGCACCAUCAUUCAGGAUAAAGACAUGGGGGAGGUGAUUCAGCUCCAGGGAGAUCACCGUACUAAGGUGAUGGAUUUUCUCACCGACAAGGAUAAAGACAAGAUGGGCAAAUACGCUUUGGCCAAGGAAAACAUUAAAAUCCACGGAUUUUAA
This is a messenger RNA of Morchella importuna, 345 nucleotides long. RefSeq lists its product as uncharacterized. The coding region runs from base 1 to 345 and encodes 114 amino acids. Gene Ontology annotation, biological process: translational initiation. The record is from RefSeq and is a predicted model, not a curated record. The transcript has 5 exons. Lineage: Eukaryota; Fungi; Ascomycota; Pezizomycetes; Pezizales; Morchellaceae. Gene Ontology annotation, cellular component: eukaryotic 43S preinitiation complex. Gene Ontology annotation, molecular function: RNA binding; translation initiation factor activity; ribosomal small subunit binding.